CGAUACUUCACAUUUUCCUCUCCUUGUCGCUUGAGCUUUUCCCUCUCCGAAUUUUCCUCGAAAAAAUCAACUCCUUGUUUGUGAUUAAAUAGAAAAUGAAAGAAAGGAGAGACUCUCACUUUUUGACGCCAAAAUGAUGGCUUCUCCUUCGUCUGUCUCUCGUCAACUUUCAGAUUCCGAUUGAAGCAUAUAAACCCUAACCCUAAGAAUUUCGGUUUUUUCUUUAAAAUUCUCUUCUGAAAACUACUUAGUCUUUUCUUUUAACCCUAAAACGAACUCUCGUUUUGAUUUUGAUGGGCCGUAGUGACUCUGCAACUUCACUCGCUCCGGGGUUCCGAUUCCACCCGACCGAUGAGGAACUUGUCCGGUACUACCUUAAACGGAAGGUCACUAACAAACCGUUCCGCUUCGACGCCAUCUCCGUCACCGAUAUUUAUAAAUCUGAGCCGUGGGAUCUUCCAGAUAAGUCGAAGUUGAAGAGCAGGGAUUUAGAAUGGUAUUUUUUUAGCAUGUUGGAUAAGAAGUAUGGAAAUGGGUCUAAGACGAAUCGUGCUACUGAGAAAGGUUACUGGAAGACGACUGGGAAAGAUCGGCCUAUUCGUCAGAACUCACAAGUUGUGGGGAUGAAGAAGACCCUUGUGUACCAUCAGGGUCGAGCUCCACGUGGUCAGCGCUCUAAUUGGGUAAUGCAUGAGUACCGCCUUGUUGAUGAGGAGCUGGAGAAAGCGGGAAUUGCUCAAGAUGCAUUUGUGCUUUGCAGGAUUUUCCAAAAGAGCGGGACAGGACCAAAGAAUGGGGAGCAGUAUGGGGCACCGUUUAUUGAGGAGGAAUGGGAUGAUGAUGAAGUGCCUCUGUUGCCAAGUGAAGAGAUGGUGUUGACUGAAGAAGCACCAGUUGGUGAUGAUGCAUACCUGGAAAUGAAUGAGCUUGGCCAGAAUUUCGACACUGGAAUUACAUCUGAAAAUACUGCCCUUCCACAAAACUUCUACUAUGGGGAAGCAAGCAACUAUGUGGAGCAGCCCAGAGACUUCAGUGAAGAUGAUCUAAAGCCCAUGUUAAGAGGGGCUGAAAAUCGACAUGGUACAUCUCUGCCAGCUGAAGAGAACUUGGACUUGCCUGGGCAAUAUGAUACAGAUGCAGUAAAAAAUGAAUACAACAACGUGGAGCCAAUGAAUAAUGUGAAUGCUGUUGAUGUGAAUUAUUUGUUUGAUGAAUCAUACUUGGACGCUCUCAAUAAUCUUCCACAGAGUGAAGCACUUUUCCUGGAAGCUAAUGAUCUUUCAAAUCCUGUGGAGCCAGAGACUGGCGGAGAUUCCUCAGGUUUUGACAUGCUGGAAGAGUACCUCAAUUUCUUUGAUGCUGAUGAUGAGAAUAUGUCUUUUGAUCCCUCUGAUAUCUUUGCAAGUGAUACUGCUGUUUCCAAUCAACAACCUCCUCCGCAAGAUGAUGUCAAGGGUGGAACUGAGGAAGUGUUGAAGGCAAUCCAAAAACCAUUAGAAACACAUGGCAAUGUUGGUCCAUCCUCAUCAAAGCAAAAGCCAGAGGCUAUGGAAUUUGAUUCUGAUUUCAAAUAUCCAUUCAUCAAGCAGGCCAGUCACAUGUUGGGGAAAAUUCCUGCACCCCCUGCACUUGCUUCCGAGUUCCCUUCCAAGGAUGCUGCUCUUCGCAUACAGUCAGCAUCUUCCAGCUCAAUUCAUGUUACUGCUGGUAUGAUAAGAAUAGAAAACAUGAGCUUAGGUGGCAAUGGGACGGAGUGGUCAUUUGGCAAGAAUGGGAAUGUUGAUGUCAUCCUUUCUUUUGGUUUGCCACAACAAGAAGGUGGUCCUGCCAGUUGGGUGCCGAUGACUAGCUUAUUCUCAGGCAAGGCAGAGUCUGUGGUGUCACGGGGUUGGCUCUUCUUGAUGUUCUUUUGGGUCCUAAUUCUCUCUGUAAGUUAUAAAAUUGGGACCUGUAUCUGUGCCAAGUAAACCUAAGGUGAAUGAAGUUGCCUAAGAGGUGCCCAAAUCCUGUUUUUUGGUUGAGUAUUUUAGGGAUUUGUUGUUAGUUAAUUCCAUAUAGAUCUAUUAGGACAGCUUGACAUCAAGAUAAACCAUUACUUUAUGAUUGUUAUUCAUGCUUGACUUCAUUUCACUGUAAUCAUAUGAAAUUGCUCACAA
Populus nigra (black poplar) is the source of this 2156-nucleotide messenger RNA. RefSeq names its product NAC domain-containing protein 78-like. Lineage: Eukaryota; Viridiplantae; Streptophyta; Magnoliopsida; Malpighiales; Salicaceae. The transcript is spliced from 6 exons. Bases 294 to 1967 code for a protein of 557 amino acids. Gene Ontology annotation, molecular function: DNA binding. Gene Ontology annotation, biological process: regulation of DNA-templated transcription. The record is from RefSeq and is a predicted model, not a curated record.